This is a messenger RNA of Vicia villosa (hairy vetch), 1191 nucleotides long. Its product is annotated as protein HHL1, chloroplastic-like. NCBI's taxonomy places the organism in Eukaryota, Viridiplantae, Streptophyta, Magnoliopsida, Fabales, Fabaceae. The coding region runs from base 107 to 817 and encodes 236 amino acids. The transcript is spliced from 5 exons. The record is from RefSeq and is a predicted model, not a curated record.
UGUCCUUUAUCUCUCUUCCCCCUCUCUCUCUAUCCUAUCCAGUUACUGAGUCAGUUAUCAUCGCAAAAACUGAUUCUGAGAAAGAGAAAAUCCAAAUUCCAAACGCAUGGAACUAGGAAUGUCUCUCAACGCUUUACUCCAUCCUCCUCUAUCAAGUUCCUCUUCAACCUUCAACAAAUCCUCCUCCUCCUUCAACCAGUCUCUCUUCUCCAUUCCAAAACAAAUCCCAACCAGAACUCAACAACACCGCCAUGUCUUGGUGGUUGAAGCAAAAGGUAAAAAAGGAAUGGCCUCUCGCCAAUUCCAGCGCCCUCCUCCUCCUCCUUUACCCAAAGUCGAAGACGACGGUAACCCCAAGUUCGUCGUCUUCAUCCGCAUGGCUAAUGUAAACCUCUGGUAUCCUCUCAGUAUUGUUUCCGGCGGCACAACCGCCAAAAUCAUGAUUGCUGCUAAAGAUAACUUUCUCGGCAAAUAUAUCUACAAGGAUACUCUUGAUCGAAAUCUUGCUGCCGUUAUAUACCGAGAUGAGAAGGAGAUACAGACAACUGCAUUCAAACAACAUCCAGUGCUGAAGUCGGCCUCUGAAUUCAGAUAUGGCUAUAAGCUUAUUGUGAAUGGCAAUGUAAAAGCCGCACUUUCUUCAAGUAAUGUUAUUCAGCUUCCUACACCAGAUAAACUAAAAACCGUAGUUGAUCAAGUGAAAGACUUUUUUGAAGAUGUAAAGGAUACCUUUCGGCAGAUAACAUCGUUAGACGCUACUGACGAUACUGAGGAGUCUAAGAAAGAAACGAAACAAAAAUCUAAGGUUAAAGGAUGAUGAAACUAUAGCAGGAAACAAUUUGCUUGAAUUGUUAUGUGCUGCUUGGGGCAGCAUGAGUUUAGAAAGCAAGCUUCAUGCUGUUUGUAGAUUGGUUAAUGGCUGCUUUCUUUGCACAACAAAUGCUACUUGUGUUUUGUUCUUAUACUUGCACUACACCCAACUAAAUUAUGUUCUAAUGAGUGAGCAUCGCUUUUAUGGUGGUGUUCACUCAUAUAUGUUUUGAUUCAUAAUGCAUUGGGAUAGAUAGUUUGUUGAAUGACUAUAAUGGCUUCAGUUUUACUUCAGCAAAUUCUGUACAAAUUAUCAGUUGUACUAUUCAUGCAUUUCAUUUCACAGGAAUUUAUUUUGUUGAUCAAGAAUGUUAUGUAUCA